Bombyx mandarina (wild silkworm) is the source of this 1417-nucleotide messenger RNA. Its product is annotated as aquaporin AQPAn.G. Gene Ontology annotation, cellular component: plasma membrane. NCBI's taxonomy places the organism in Eukaryota, Metazoa, Arthropoda, Insecta, Lepidoptera, Bombycidae. Gene Ontology annotation, molecular function: channel activity. The record is from RefSeq and is a predicted model, not a curated record. Gene Ontology annotation, biological process: transmembrane transport.
CGUAGGGAAGCGGAGACACCUCCCUACUAAUAUUGUUGUUACUCGCGAAAAUAUCUUCCUUAAUUAGUGGUGAGAUUGUGAAAUAUAAUAAUUGAUUGGAAAUCGAUCCACGUGCGUCGCGGCCGCCGGUCAUCAAUCACAUUAUCUCUCGAGGACGAGACGCCCGCGGCGUGCCCGCGCCCACUAGAGCCGUGCUCGCUAAAUGUCGCUGUGACGACGUGACGGAGUGACGGUGUGACGGUGUCGCGCGGCUGCCGGCGCCGCUCCUUAUGUGAAGGGUGCGAAAAUUAGUGAGUCGACACCUGACGCUCGGACCAGCUCGUGCUAUUCGAUCCGACGACGAGCCCGGAGUCUUCUGCUGCAGCGGCGCCAUGACCCAGUGCCACGACAUGGGAUCCGCACCGAGCGUCGCGCUGCAACGGGAAUUUCAACAAUUUUGCUGUGAAUACUGUGAUGUAGAAUAGACACUAAUGGGAAUUUUGCAAGAUUAUGUCAGAGCUGGCGGUGGUCAUGAUGACGAAGGAACAAAGCUAAACAUACACAAAUCAAAGUACCGCGGCGGGUGCGGCUGCACCGCGCGACUGCCGACCGACAAUCGGCCAGAGCUGGCGCGCGUGGCCGCAGCCGAGGCGCUGGGCGCUGCUUUGCUCGUGCUGCUCUCGUGUUUCCCAUCCUGUCUGCCCACGCCUCUCAGCUCCACGCACACUGCGCUCGCCAGCGGUUGUGUUGUCGCUAUGCUGGUUCAGGGCUUGGAUCACAUCUCGGGCGCGAUGAUGAACCCGACGGUGACGCUGGCAGCCGUGGUGUGGGGUCGGGUGUCUGCGGUGCGCGCGAUCGUGAUGUUCGCGGCACAGCUGGCGGGCGGAGCAGCGGGCGCCGCGGCUCUGGCCGCGCUGGUACCGGCGGGCGGUUCGCUGGUGGGGUGCCUGACGGUGCCGGCGCCCGGUGUUUCGACGGCUCGAGCGGUGGCGGUGGAGGCGGUGUUGGGCGCGUGCCUGGCGCUCGUCAACUGUGCCGCGUGGGAUCCGCGCAACCAACACCUGCGUGACUCAUGGCCGCUCCGGAUCGGCACCUCCGUGGCGGCCAUGUCCCUUGUUGCGGGCACGCUGACGGGCGCCAGCAUGAACCCGGCCCGCAGCCUCGCCCCCGCGGUCUUAUUGGGGCAGUUCCAUCACCACUGGGUGUACUGGGUGGGUCCGCUGGGCGGCGCGGGGCUGGCGGCGGUGCUGCACCGCGCGCUGCUGAGCCCGCGGGCCGCGCCGAGCCGCGCCGCACCGUCCUGCGCUGAAGAAGUGCCGCUCGAAGAUAAGCCAUGACGCACACCAUACUCUGUUCACAGCUCUCUAUACUGUUUGUACAUAAUUAGAACUAUACCUUGACUUAAUAAUGAUUUAAUAAAUACCUAUUAGUAGAUGUA